Nerophis ophidion (straightnose pipefish) is the source of this 1639-nucleotide messenger RNA. RefSeq names its product aldo-keto reductase family 1, member B1 (aldose reductase), tandem duplicate 2 (gene akr1b1.2). The transcript has 10 exons. The record is from RefSeq and is a predicted model, not a curated record. Gene Ontology annotation, molecular function: aldose reductase (NADPH) activity. NCBI's taxonomy places the organism in Eukaryota, Metazoa, Chordata, Actinopteri, Syngnathiformes, Syngnathidae. Bases 18 to 1109 code for a protein of 363 amino acids. Gene Ontology annotation, cellular component: cytosol.
CCAGACAUGACUAAUCAAUGUGCAACGUCGGCCUUUUAAUGCUGUGCCCAAUCUGUGAUUCUGUGAGCCUCACUUUCCCGGGAGAAGAAGCAAUGGCGACGUCUGUGAAGCUGAACUCUGGUGCUCUAAUGCCCAUUGUUGGCCUGGGCACCUGGAAAUCUCCUCCUGGAAAAGUAACCGAGGCAGUGAAAGCGGCCAUCUCUGCAGGCUACAGACACAUCGAUGGGGCGUACAUUUACCAGAACGAGGUUGAAGUCGGCGAGGGGAUAGCGGCCAUGAUCAAGGACGGAGUGGUCAAGCGUGAGGAACUUUUCAUUGUUAGCAAGCUGUGGUGUACUUUCCAUGCCAAGUCCAUGGUGAGAGAAGCUUGUGAGAAGACCCUGAGUGACCUUAAACUGGACUAUCUCGAUUUAUACCUGAUGCACUGGCCAAUGGGAUUGAAGGCCGGCAGCGACCUUUUUCCUACGGACAGCGCCGGUGACACAAUUCCUGAUGAUUCCAACUUCCUCGAUACAUGGGAGGGGAUGGAAGAGCUGCUGGAUGCCGGAUUGGUCAAGGCUAUCGGGGUCUCCAAUUUCAACCGGGAUCAGAUCGAAAGCCUUCUCAACAAGCCGGGCCUCAAAUACAAGCCCGCUAACAAUCAGAUAAUUGCAAACCAAAACCAAUGCUCCGUGGAAACGGCGGCUUCACGUGAACAUGUGUGCCUGAAGGUGGAGUGCCAUCCCUUCCUGACCCAAGAGAAGCUGAUCAGCUACUGCAACUCUAAGGGCAUCUCUGUGACUGCCUACAGCCCCCUCGGCUCCCCCGAUAGACCUUGGGCGAAGCCAGACGAACCAUCACUUCUGGAGCAUCCUGACAUCAAAACAAUCGCUGCGAAGCUCAAGAAGACCCCUGCUCAGGUUCUGAUCCGUUUCCACAUCCAGCGUAAUGUUGUGGUGAUUCCCAAAUCGAUCACCCCUCACCGUAUUCAGGAGAAUUUUCAGGUGUUUGACUUCCAACUGAGCGACGAGGACAUGAAAACCAUUUUGGGCUUCGAUCGCAACUGGAGAGUCUGCCCCUUUCUAAUGAACAAGAAGCACAAGGACUACCCUUUCCACGCUGAGUUCUGACACGGACAAAUCCCCGAGAGCGUGUGCUGAGGUUUGCAAACAUCGUGUCCCAAGAUCCGCUUUAUUAUAGCACUGUUACUUUUCCAUGUGGCCUUCAGGCGUUAGAUUUUGGCUGGGAAAAACUGCUUUCCGUCAACCAAUUUAACCCCAAAAAUUAGUCCUCAUUCCUAUUACGGUAUUCAUCAAUUUUUAUAGUAAUCAUAUCAACAAAUAAUUGGCCAUGUAAAGAAUAAUUGUAUAAUUUUCCCAUAGGACGCCAGCACUUCCCGUUAUUUGCACGAGUCAUAAGUGGCACUUGUGACUUCACUUCUUGCUGAGUCAUAUGUGCCACUUGUGACUACAUAUAUUUUUUGGUUUCGUCUUCCUUUUCACUUCUCAUGUGCCAAAGGGCCGCUGUUAUUGGUUUUAAAGAACACUUGUGCCAAGAACAAUUAAUAGCUACAAAUAAAUCAGAAAGCUGAUUUCAAAAUGUGUAGGUUGUGAUAAUGCUUUUUGUUUGCUUUCCAAUAAAAGUAGAUUAAGUAGCUACA